AUGAUACGUUCAGUUUGUAAUGGAGUGAUUAAAUACCAGUAUUAUUGUUCAACAGACCACUUGCAGUUACGUCUCACCGGUGGUGGAGAUACAUGUGCCGGGCGACUGGAGAUUUAUUACCUUGGGUCUUGGGGCACGGUUUGUGAUGACUCCUGGGAUCUGGUUGACGCUCACGUGGUCUGCAGGCAACUGGGUUGCGGAUAUGCUUUGCAAGAUAAACUUCCUGGUUACUGUGGACGAAGUUCUGGCCCAGUUUGGUUAGAUGAAGUGAGAUGUUCAGGUAACGAAUCUUGUCUCUGGGAAUGCCCCUCAGCGCCUUGGGGUGAACACGACUGCAGUCAUAAAGAAGAUGUAACAGUGAUGUGUUCUGAGCACAAAGAGAUGCGCCUGGUGAACGGAGAGAGCCGAUGUGAAGGGAGAGUGGAAGUUUUGUACAAUGGGACCUGGGGAACAGUGUGUUCCGAGAAGCUGGAUGAAAAAUCUGCAGAGGUGAUCUGUAAACAAGUGAAAUGCGGACACAUAAAAUUUAUUUAUCCUGGCUCCCGUGAAUUUGGAAAGGGAGUUGGGCCUAUAUGGCUGGAUGAGAUGGAAUGCUUUUCGCACGAGUCGACUCUUUGGCAGUGUCAUUCAAAUCCUUGGGGAAAACACAACUGUGACCACACGGAGGAUGCGGGUGUUGUAUGUGAAGAUCUGGUCCUUGAUGAUCUUGACGGUACUGUAAGUAAAACCAUUGAUUCCUCGGACGGUCCGUUUGUGAUAGACGGUGGCACAAAUGAUAUUUUGAUGUUCAAGACGAUUGUCGACGCUGCUGUCGACAAUGGUGGUGAGUUUAUUCUCUUCACUGAGCUCAGUAACCAGAACUCUGUGUAG
This is a messenger RNA of Pristis pectinata (smalltooth sawfish), 870 nucleotides long. RefSeq names its product deleted in malignant brain tumors 1 protein-like. Lineage: Eukaryota; Metazoa; Chordata; Chondrichthyes; Rhinopristiformes; Pristidae. The coding region runs from base 1 to 870 and encodes 289 amino acids. The transcript has 3 exons. The record is from RefSeq and is a predicted model, not a curated record. Gene Ontology annotation, cellular component: membrane.